AUGGAUCAUGAAGACUUACGGAAGCCUCCGUUUGCCCAGUGCGGAAACCAGAGACGCGCUGCAAAAGGGCAGGUCUUCACUUCCGCCCUGCGUAAAAGGAGCGACGGGUGUAACUACAGCACCUACUACGGCCGGGUUUGGCGCCAAGUCCAGGAGGAGCUAUUUGCCACCUUCUUCCCUGAUCUGCAAGCCAGCUGCCAGACCUUGUCACCUCUCACUAUUGUUUGCACGGAUCCCAAUCAGCGGGAUGAAUGCAAUUACGGUGUCACCUUUGCAUCCUGGCGCACCUGCCAGGAGGGAAUAAUGAAGCAGAUGAGCCUCGUCACAUCCGUUGGCCGUAGCAGCGGGGCGCGUUCCGAGGAAAUUCGGGACUCGAGUUUCCCGGGGAAGAGGCGCGGCCCGAGACGAGCGAGCGCGGGCUGGGCGCGCCCGCUCGUGGCCGGCUCGGGCGGCGCAGUGCCGGGGGACGAGGGCUUGUGCGAGAGGCCGGCGGAGGCGGCCGCGUGGUCGCUUCUCUUCCCGGAGUUGGCCGUCUGCUCCCUGUCGCUGGUCCAGCCGCCCAGCCCGGCGGCGGCCGCACACCUGCAGAUUCUCGUGGAUACCGGAAGCAGCAACUUUGCCGUGGCAGGUGCCCCGCAUUCUUACAUAGACUCGUACUUUGACACGGAGAGGUCCAGUACGUACCGCUCCAAGGGCUUCGAUGUCACGGUGAAGUACACGCAGGGGAGCUGGACCGGCUUCGUGGGGGAGGAUGUGGUCACCAUCCCUAAGGGCUUCAAUAGCUCGUUCCUCGUCAACAUUGCCACUAUCUUCGAGUCCGAGAAUUUCUUUCUGCCCGGCGUCAAAUGGAGCGGGAUCCUGGGGCUCGCGUAUGCUGCGCUGGCCAAGCCGUCAAGUUCCCUGGAGACGUUCUUCGACUCCCUGGUGGCCCAAGCGAGGAUCCCCAACAUCUUCUCGAUGCAGAUGUGCGGGGCAGGCCUGCCCAUCACUGGACCUGGUACCAACGGAGGUAGUCUUGUCCUGGGUGGAAUUGAACCAAGUCUGUACAAAGGAGACAUCUGGUAUACCCCUAUUAAGGAGGAGUGGUAUUAUCAGAUAGAAAUUCUGAAACUGGAAAUUGGAGGCCAGAGCCUUAAUCUGGACUGCAGAGAGUAUAACGCAGACAAGGCCAUUGUGGACAGCGGCACCACCCUCCUGCGCCUGCCUCAGAAAGUGUUUGACGCGGUAGUGGAAGCCGUGGCCCGCACGUCUCUGAUUCCAGAAUUCUCUGAUGGCUUCUGGACCGGGUCCCAGCUGGCCUGCUGGACCAAUUCUGAGACCCCUUGGGCUUACUUCCCCAAGAUCUCCAUCUACCUGCGGGACGAGAACUCCAGCCAGUCCUUCCGCCUAACCAUCCUGCCUCAGCUCUACAUCCAGCCCAUGAUGGGGGCUGGCCUGAAUUAUGAAUGUUACCGAUUCGGCAUCUCGCCGUCCGCGAACGCGCUGGUGAUCGGUGCUACCGUGAUGGAGGGCUUCUACGUGGUCUUCGACAGAGCUCGGAAGAGGGUGGGCUUUGCAGCCAGCCCCUGUGCAGAGAUUGCAGGUGCUCCAGUGUCUGAAAUUUCUGGGCCUUUCUCAACAGACGACAUAGCCAGCAACUGUGUCCCCGCCCUGCCUUUGAAUGAACCCAUCUUGUGGAUUGUCUCCUACACGCUCAUGAGCGUGUGUGGACUCAUCCUUCUUACCCUCAUCGUCCUGCUGCUCCUUCCUUUCCGGUGCCGGCCCCUGCCCCGGGACCCCGAGGUCAACGACGAGUCCUCCCUCGUCCGGCACCGCUGGAAAUGAAGACCGGAGCCCGAACUCGUGAGCGGCCUUGAACUCUGUCAGGAGAACUCCGUUUCAGGUGCAGCAGGCGGGGUCACGCGGCAGGUUCCUUCCUGCGUCCACGCGUCUUAAAUCUGUCCUGCUCCCAGAUGCCUUCCAGAUUCACUGUAUUUUGAUUCUUGAUUUUAAAGCUUCCUUCUUCUCCCUCACUUCCAAGAAAAAUUAUAAUAAAAAACACCUCAUUCUAAACCAACACAGAGUGAUUU
Molecule: messenger RNA, 2069 nt
Organism: Suricata suricatta (meerkat)
Lineage: Eukaryota; Metazoa; Chordata; Mammalia; Carnivora; Herpestidae
Gene: BACE2
Product: beta-secretase 2
Exons: 13
Coding region: 1-1824 (607 amino acids)
Biological process (GO): amyloid-beta metabolic process; membrane protein ectodomain proteolysis
Cellular component (GO): trans-Golgi network; membrane; endosome
Molecular function (GO): aspartic-type endopeptidase activity
Source: RefSeq, a predicted model, not a curated record